AUUAGCCCCUGAUGGGUGGAGUAAAGCAAUCAGGAGUAAGUACAGCUCACCCGGAGCCUGCUCCUUCAGUCUGGCACAGACUCCACACAGGCACACACUCCUCAGACAGGAAGCUGAGCAGUGCUAGGUCAAAAUGACAGAACGCUACGACUGCCACUACUGCAAAGAGUCCCUGUUUGGGAAGAAGUAUGUUCUGCGAGAGGAAAAUCCCUACUGUGUGAAAUGUUAUGAAAGCCUGUACUCCAACACCUGUGAGGAGUGCAAGAAGCCUAUUGGCUGUAACACCAGGGAUCUUUCCUACAAGGACCGUCACUGGCAUGAGGAAUGCUUUAAGUGCUUCCAGUGCAAGCGCUCCCUGGUGGACAAGCCCUUCUCUACCAAGGACGAGCAGCUCCUUUGCACCGAGUGCUACUCCAACGAGUAUUCCUCCAAGUGCCAUGAGUGCAAGAAAACCAUCAUGCCAGGCUCCAGGAAGAUGGAGCACAAGGGGAACAGCUGGCACGAGACCUGUUUCACCUGCAAGCGAUGCCAGCAGCCUAUUGGCACCAAGAGCUUCAUCCCCAAGGACAACCAGAACUUCUGUGUGCCCUGCUAUGAGAAGCAGUUUGCCAUGCAUUGUGUGCACUGCAAGAAGCCCAUCACCACUGGCGGGGUGACCUACCGUGACCAGCCCUGGCACAAGGACUGCUUCCUUUGCACUAGCUGCAAGCAGCAGCUGUCUGGACAGAGGUUUACCUCCAGAGACGACUUUGCCUACUGCCUCAACUGCUUCUGCAACCUUUAUGCUAAGAAGUGUGCCUCGUGCACCACCCCCAUUAGUGGUCUUGGGGGCAGCAAGUAUAUCUCCUUUGAGGAGCGUCAGUGGCACAAUGACUGCUUCAACUGUAAGAAGUGCUCCGUGUCCCUGGUCGGCCGUGGAUUUCUCACCGAACGCGACGAUAUCCUGUGCCCAGAGUGCGGCAAAGACAUCUAAUUCAGCCCGAGUGAUGACCGUUACAUCUGACGGGAUGACCGCGUUAUGAUCAGGGAACGAUGCAGAGUUGAUAAAUUCUAUUUGAGCACAGUGCAUGACAUCUAUAACAUCGUUACUACAAAGCAAUACUAUGAAUGUACAUGAAAUACAAGCUACUAACAGUGUUCUUUGAGAUAAGAGAGUUCAUUUAAGUUAAAUGUUCACUAUUUGAGGAAAGAAAAAGUAAUUAAUAAUCAAUAAAUGUAGGCAUGAAUCUGCUGUAUUGUGCUCAUGAAGAGAAAAUGUUUCCAAGUAGAUACUGAAGUAAGGAUUCUGAGGAAAAUCUACAAUUUUACUGCACACUAUCAGCUUAAUAAUAGUAAUUACCGCUUUGUGCAUGUAAUUAGAGUUUUUGUGACGUUUAACCACUUAAAUAUUAAAAAUGCAUAUUUAUUCGUAUAAAGGAAUAAAUAUGAAUACAUUGCA
Messenger RNA from Pundamilia nyererei, 1438 nucleotides. Its product is annotated as four and a half LIM domains protein 2. Gene Ontology annotation, molecular function: transcription coregulator activity. NCBI's taxonomy places the organism in Eukaryota, Metazoa, Chordata, Actinopteri, Cichliformes, Cichlidae. The transcript has 6 exons. Gene Ontology annotation, cellular component: nucleus; Z disc. The record is from RefSeq and is a predicted model, not a curated record. Bases 134 to 973 code for a protein of 279 amino acids.